AUGGCGUACAACCCGUACGGAGGAGUGCCCGGCUUUGGGCCUCCUCCCACGUACAACUCAUACCCUGGAGCAAAUGGCCCGCCUCCGGGCAUGUCCACCCCUCCGGGUCUUGGACCUCCUCCAGGCAUGUCUGCCCCGGGAAUGGCGCCGCCUGGCGUUCAGCAGCCGAAUAUCAAUCAAGCUAAUCGACCCAGCGGCUUGCCUUCAAACUUUCAAGCUCCCCCGAACAUGCCCAAUAUAAACUUCAAUGCCCCUGUCAUCCGACUCGGCACCCUCCCGCCCAAGCCAGCCGCUACGGGUUUCCCUAGCCGCAGCGACAGCGAGACUCCCAAGUCCGCCGGUCCCCGUCCAGGUCUAGGCGUGGAACGCGGCAUGGACCAGACCCGACAGGCUAUCCGCGACAACAUGCAAGCUUUGGUGCCGCCGACAAAGGAGGAGAUCGUUCGCACCAUGUUCGUGCAAGGUAGUAUGGAUGGCAUUGGCGGCAACAAGGGCAUCGAGGAAAUUCUGAAUAUUGUUGGCAACCUGCGCAAGUGGGAGAGAGCGGCCGAUGCGGCCGGCAAGGAGGCAUCCUUCGGCUUCGCCCAGUUCGAAGAUGCUGAAUCAUUGUGGGUAGCCUCGGAACUUCUGAGGGAGAUACAAAUACCCACCAAGAAACAGGCCCCUGCAGAAGCGCCCCCCGACGCCGACGAUAGCUACGAAGGGUUUGACAAGACUACGCUGCUGUUCAAGCUGGACGAGAACUCCAUGAACUACCUCGAAUCCUACAGAGAAGGUCGGACGAAUGAGUCGGAAGCCGAGGACAGACUCAGUGCGGCCAUAGGUGCGUUGAAGCAGACUGUUCGCAACUUCUUCUAUCCUCCCGUGAAAUCAGGAGCAGACGCGGAUGGCGAUGUAGCCAUGGGCGAUGGCUCUGGCCAGAAUGGAGAAAACGUCGAGGUGGUCAACAUCCCCCUGGCCCAGGAGGAUGAGCUGGCCGACAUUCCCGCUGAGAUGCGUGAGACCGUCGCAGCAGAGAUUGCAGCCUUCAGGGAACGGAGCAUCAAGCGAGACCUGGAGCGGUUGAAGAGGGAGGAGGAGUUGGAGGCCAUGGAGCGGCAACGCGCAGCAGGCAACAGACCUUCAAGGCUAGCGUCGCCUCCACCUACUGGAGUAGGCGCCAACACCACUCCUCUGGGACCGCGCGGUGUGCCCAAUGCCCCGUCAGGCCCUAAGGGACAGAAAUCCGACCUCGGCAAAGACUACAACAGAUCUGUCAACUUUGUCAACGGCGGCAUCACGAAUGGUGGCCUUAGCAUUAACCGCGAAGAUGAGGAGACCGACGCGAGUGACGAUGAGCUGGAACGCAGGCGUGUUGCGAAGCAGGAGGCAGAGACCGAGAAGCUGUACUUGGAUGCUGAGCGUAGGUGGCUCAACAGAGAGAGGUCUCGAGCUGCUGCUCUAGAGAGAGAGAAGGAUCGUGACGAGACGGACGACGUUGAGCUCGCCAAGAGGAGAGAGGAGACGCUGCAUCGGCUUAAGCACUUUGACGACGAGGCUGAGGCUGCGCGGAAGAAGGAGGAGUAUUAUAACGACAGAAGUGCGUGGAUCCGAAACAGGACUGCCUUCCGUGCCCGAGAAGUGGCCGCUGAUGAUGCCGACCGCGCCGCGGAAACCCAGGAUCGACUGCACGAGGAGGCUGAGCGAGAGCAAGCAAGAGGCAUGGCCGACUCAUUCCUCAACGAGCAGGCCCGCGAAAUUGAGCGGCAAACAAGCAGACCCGGCGUUUCGGCACCGCAACCCUUCAAGUUGUCGCUUGGAGCAGCCGCUCAACGUGCCCAGGCCCAACGUGCCGCUCCUCAGCGAAAGACGGUCGCUGAGGUGGAAGGCCUGUUGGAGGAUGAAGAAGAGGACAACAAGAAGCGGACGAUCAUCCCGAUCAAGUUCGAGCCAGCUGAUGCCGCGGGUAUGUCAACCGAGGAGCGCGAGCAAGCCGUGCGUGCUCUUGCCCAGGAGAUCCCCAACGAAAAGGACGGCCUUUGGGAGUGGGAUGUCAAGUGGGACUUCUUGGACGAAGGUGUUAUUCGUGACAAACUGCGGCCAUUCGUCGAGAAGAAGUUGGUUGAAUAUCUCGGUGUGCAAGAGGAACUUUUGAUCGAGGUUGUGGAGGAGCAUCUCAGAAAGCAUGGCAAGCCAGCCGAGUUGGUGGACACAUUGGCUGAGGCUCUGGAUGAUGAGGCGGAGGCUUUAGUUAAGAAGUUAUGGCGCAUGGUAAUUUUCUACACUGAGAGUGAAAAGCGAGGCCUAUCUGCGUAA
This is a messenger RNA of Neoarthrinium moseri, 2295 nucleotides long. RefSeq lists its product as uncharacterized. The transcript has 4 exons. Gene Ontology annotation, molecular function: mRNA binding. Gene Ontology annotation, cellular component: spliceosomal complex. Bases 1 to 2295 code for a protein of 764 amino acids. The record is from RefSeq and is a predicted model, not a curated record. Gene Ontology annotation, biological process: mRNA processing. NCBI's taxonomy places the organism in Eukaryota, Fungi, Ascomycota, Sordariomycetes, Amphisphaeriales, Apiosporaceae.